AAUUUAUUUACAGUUGCAGAAGUAGGUGAUAGAUGCACCUCUACCCAGAUCUGCCGUCCCGUCAGUACCCGUUGUGAUCACGAGCUAGGUACAUGCGCCUGCCAGAACGGAUACUUAGCCUCCAAUUCAAACAGCAGUGUGACCUACUGCAAACAAAAACCUUUACUCUCUACUUCCACCAGCUUCUCUUUACUGAACGAAUUUUGUGACGACAAACAACUGAAAUGCUCCCCUGAAAACCAUUUGGAGUGCGAUAAUGGUAAACGUGUUUGCGUCUGCACAAAAGGGUACAAAAAGGCUUCUAUGGAAAUUAUCAACGCCUAUCCGUUUAAUGUUGUCCAAUGCGUUCCCGCAAAUUUUUCAAUUGGCAUCAGAAUAAAAGAAGAUCAGUGUUUUAGCCCACCACCAGUGACACCGAGUUCAUCAGCAAAACAAACAAUUAUCACCAUUUCAUUGCCGGCCACCGAUCAAUUUUCAUCAAAAUUUGUGUCAACAUCUGACAUUCCAUCAUUAUCAACGGAUUUCGGACAAACACUACCAUCAACGUCAUUAACAAGUUUCUCAAACUUACAACCUACACCAGCAAUCACAACAUCCGCCUAUGAAACACAGGAAUACACCGAAAUUCCGGAACCUUCAUCGACAGCCCAGUUAGAAGAAAGUAUUAGUUUCUCUUUCCCUUCCACAAUACUUCCGUGGAGUAAUGGGAUGGAAUCGUUUUCGGAAACAAAGUUGGAAACUCAACAAACAGUUUAUCACUCCCUCGUUAACUCUGAUUAUACCACAUUAAUUUCAGACACGGUGACAAGAAGUGAAAAUUAUGAACACUCGUCAUCAAGUUUUCAUUCAAGUUUAUCUUUUUACACAACAGCGAACCUGAAGACAACUUAUUUAUCACCUACAAGCAAGAGUAUGCCCCAUUCUUCGAUGGAACCUAGUUUCCAAUAUACCUCAGCUCUAAUUGAAUCAUCUAAACUAAUGUUUAGUUCUCCGGUAACUUUCAGUUCUUCAUUAACGACAACUUUGUUAAAAAGUUCCAAAUCACCAUUUGUUACGGUAUCAUCAGAAAAUGGUUCAAUGGAAUCAUCAUUGUCAGAAAGUAGUUCUGUGAAGCCGUUAUCCACAUCAUCACAAUUCAUAUCAACAACAAAGUUGUCAAGCUCAAAAACGACCACAGGAGUUUUGGAGGAAACAACAAUAUUCUCUAAACCUUCCAUCUCUUCUGAAUAUGCUUCAACGAUUAAGAUCUCUACUCCAUACACAUCAUCAUCUGAACAGCAAACAAUAUCUGCAUCUUUGACCAUAAGCCCAACCCCAACUCAAUCCAGUAGUCAACAAAUUUCAGAUAGUUCAGUUGUGACAACAGUAUCAUCUCAAACUAUAGCUAUUACAACAACAGCAGAACCAACUGUAAGAACAACGCAAGCAUCUCGAACAACAACAACUGCUGGUUCUACACAGCGUACAAUAACCAGCAUACCCAUUGGAAAAGCUUGUGAAAGAAACAUCACAUGUCCUGCAAAUGCUGUUUGCGAGAAACGCUUUGAAUGUGGGGGCAGCUUGAUGUGUCACUGCACGUAUGGCUUUUUACCCAGUGAUGACAAUAAGCAAUGCUUAAAAAUACAGUAUCUUGGCGGGAAAUGUGCAUCAAACAAGCAGUGUGUGGGACCAAACGCAGUUUGUAUUGGUGGGAUCUGUUCUUGUAAAGAUGGAUAUGUCUCAAGCAGCAAUAGAACAAGAUGCAGACGAAAAAUGUCAUGGUUCGUUAGUUUUCCACUUCUUGGAGACCGAUGCAUGGGGUUCCUUUCCUCGUGCUACAACCAUGAUGAACAAGAAUGUAAAAACAAGAGGUGUUCCUGUAAACCUGGGUAUAGAGAACUGGAUGACGAUGAUCUGAAAUUACGUCAUAAGAAUUAUCAGCAGUGUGUCAGGAACAACACCGAUUUGGGGAAAAUGAACGGGAACGUAAGAUGUACAGAUAUAACGGCAUCAGAAUUUUCAGAUCCUUACGACUCGGAGGCAAACAGAAAAGUUAGAGUGAUGCAAGGAGCCAUCAUUGGUGGAAUAAUAGCUUUAAUUGUAUUAAUACUUGUAGUGGUAGGAGUGGUUUUCUAUAUCAGAUACAAAAAGAGAACAGGUGACAUGAACAACGAUUCCGGAUCUGAGAUAUCAUUUGAGCGACAAUCCAGUGGGCGCUACUCUUUUAGAAUCCCGCGUCCCUUCGCAACAUACGACAGUACACCGGCUGACAACCUGUCCUUCCAUAACCGAUCAUUCAAAGAAGAUGAAACCCAUCGUCUACGAGAAGACGAGCUUAAAUCAUUAAAUGGAACUCUUGCUAAAUUUUACUUCGAUGACAUCGAUUACAAAUCACAUGAAGAUUUUAGACCACAUGAAGAUGGAAAGUGAAGCCUUUGUCAUAAUGUAGCCUUGUAUAUUUGAGAUUACAGUCCAUUGGAACUGAAUACUAUUGUUGGAUGAGUGUUUAAGACAUAUAAAUGAAGAAUAUUUGGAAGAGUGAAUUAAAGAAUGAGUGACAACUGCGAUUUACAUUGAUGUCUUGAACAAUGAUUAAUUUACAAGAAAGGGAAAAGGGUCGAUUCAUUUAGGUCUCCAAAAUUAAAUUGCUUUAA
Messenger RNA from Saccostrea cuccullata (small rock oyster), 2633 nucleotides. RefSeq lists its product as uncharacterized. The annotation marks the transcript as partial. The transcript has 8 exons. NCBI's taxonomy places the organism in Eukaryota, Metazoa, Mollusca, Bivalvia, Ostreida, Ostreidae. The record is from RefSeq and is a predicted model, not a curated record.